GAGCUGAAUAUCUCCGUAGGGAGCACACUGGGCAAUUGCCUGAAAGUGGAGUCUUUCCUCGGAGAGGGCGGCUUUGGAUUUGUUACCAAAUGCUGCAAUACAAAAACCAACGAGAAAGUUGCCGUCAAAGUCAACAAGAGCCAUCCUGAAAUUUUCAAACAGGCAAAAGUUGAAAUUGACAUGCUGAAACAGCUGCGACGGCUGGAUCCAGACGCCUGCCACAUUGUAAGGUGGAACGGCUUUUUCUUUGACAAGGAUCGUAUCUGUUUAAACUUUGAACUCCUUGACCAAAGCCUGCACGCCUACAUACAGGAACAGCACAACCUAGGUCUUCCCGUCACCGAACUGAAACCAGUUUUAUACCAGCUGGCCAUAGCCCUGUCCCACCUGAAUUCCAUAGGAAUAAUGCACGCAGACCUCAAACCUGAAAAUGUGAUGGUUGUGAACCGGCAUCAGAAGUCGCUCCAAGUCAAGGUUAUUGACUUUGGCCUGGCGCGUCCUCUGUCUGAUGCCGCUCGCGAUCACUAUGUACAGACCCUCUGGUACAGGGCGCCAGAGGUGAUGCUAGCCGCCCCAUUUAAUGAGACCAUUGACAUGUGGUCUCUGGGACUGGUAGCUGCAGAGAUGGUUACUGGGUGUACACUCUACCCUGGAAAUUCAACUUAUGAUGUUCUCCGGUUCAUCGUACACACUCAGGGCCAGCCAGCAGACAAUAUCUUACACUCUGGGAGUGCUACAGAUCAUUAUUUCGAGAUGGAUGAGGAGAAAAACGAACUAUUCUGGAAAUUUAAGACCCCAGAAGAGUAUGAGAUUGAGACGGGAUACCACCCUCAAGAUACCAGAUACAUCAGACUCAACAGUCUCGAUGACCUUAAGCAAGUGAUGAAAAUCAGGAGAGGACAUCACGAUGAUCAGCAUCUACUGGUGGCCCUGAUUAAAAGCAUGCUGAACCUGGAUGCUAAUCAACGGAUCAAACCAAUGGAUGUUCUGAAGCAUCCUUUCUUUGCAUCCAUCCUCCCUCAGAGCUCCUAUGUAGACUCCUACACAGACAAGAACCCUCAAGUUAGUCAACAGCAGCCAUUGGAGGAGAACAUAAACAGUCAGAAAGAUGACUACAUAAUGGAGGAAAUUCUUGGGCAGGGUGGCUUUGGAGUUGUAAUGAAAUGUCAUAAUAAGAAAACCAACAAAUCUGUAGCCGUCAAAGUCAACAAAAACAUACCUGAAACAGUGAGACAAGCAAAACUGGAAAUUGACAUUCUAAAACGGCUGCGAUGUCUAGAUCCAGAUACUUGUAACAUUGUGAAAUGGAAUGGCUUCUUCUUUGAUAGGGAGCAAAUCUGUAUAGACUUUGAACUCCUUGAUCAAAGCCUGCACUCCUACAUACAGGAACAACGCAGACAAGGUCUUCCCAUGACAGAAGUGAAGUCAAUUAUACAACAGCUGGCCACGGCCCUGUCCCACCUGAACUCCAUAGGAAUAGUACACGCUGAUCUCAAACCUGGCAAUGUGAUGGUUGUGAACCGCCAUCAGAAGCCACUUAAACUCAAAGUUAUUGACUUUGGGCUGGCACAUCCUGUGUCUGCAGCCACUCCUGGUGUCUGUGUGCAGACCCUCUGGUACAGGGCACCAGAGGUGAUGCUAGCUAUCCCAUAUAAUGAGGCCAUUGACAUGUGGUCUUUGGGACUGGUAGCUGCGGAGCUGGUUACUGGGUAUCCACUCUACUCUGGACUUACAGACUAUGAUGUUCUCCGGUUCAUCAUACACACUCAAGGCCAGCUGGCAGACCACAUCUUACACUGUGGGCAGGCUACUGAGUAUUUUUUCCAGGUUGAUGACAGCGGCCAACAAUACUGGAGACUUAAAACCCCAGCAGAGUUUGAGAAUGACACAGGAUACCAAGCUAAAGAUACCAGAUUCAUCAGACUCAACUGUCUGGAUGACCUUGAGCAAGUGAUGAGAAUGAAGACAGGACACCAUGAUGAUCAGCAUCUGUUGGUGUCCCUCAUAAAAAGCAUGCUGCACCUGGAUGCUAAUCAACGGAUCAAACCACUGGAGGUUCUGAAGCAUCCUCUCUUUGCAUCCAGCAAAGACAAAAAUCCUCAGAUUAGUCAGCAGUCACUCUGCUGGCAGAUUACAGAACCAAGAAAUCAUGACACAAAUCAACCUGGGAAUCGUGUCAAGCUUGACAUUAAUGCCUACAUGGAGAAGGACAUCAUCAUGCAGUCGGCCCCUAGAUCCCAGAAUAAUGACUACACGGAGGAGGAUUUACCUUCGAAGGGCGGCUCUAGAUUUUUCACCAAAUGGCGUAAUCCAGAAAUCAACCAGCCCAUCAAACCACAGGAAUUUGUGCAGCCCCCUGUCGGCAAGUCCAGCAUCCCUCAGAGAUCCUAUAAAAAGACCUACACUGAAAUACUGGACAUAGAAUACAAAGACCCUCAAGUUAGUCAGCAGUCUUUCUGCUGGCACAUUGGAGAACCAGGAAAACCUGACACAAACCAACCUGGCCAUUCCGUCAAACGUGACAUCAAUGCCUACAUGGAGGAGGACAUCAUCAUGCAGUCGGCCCCUAACUCUCAAAAUAAUAACUAUGCGGAGGAGGAUUUACCUUCGAAGGGUCGCUCUAGAUUUUUCACCAAAUGGCGCAAUCCAGAAAUCAACCAACCCAUCAAACCACAGGAGGUUGUACAGCUCCCUGUCCUUGAGUGCAGCGUCCUUCAGAGAUCCUAUGAAAAGACCUACACUGACAUACUUGAUAUAGAAUACAAAGACCCUCAGGUUAGUCAGCAGUCUUUCUGCUGGCAGAUUGGAGAACCAGGGCAAUCUGAUACAAAACAAUCUAGUCAUUCUGUCAUAUGUGACAUCAAUACCUACAUGGAGAACGACAUCAUCAUGCAGUCUGUCCCCAACUCUCAGAAUAAUGGCCACAUGGAGGAGGAUUUACCUUCAAAGGGUCGCUCUAGAUUCUUCACCAAAUGGCGCCAACCAGAAAGCAACCAAGGCAUCAAACCACAGGAGGUUGUGCAGCCCCCUGUCAUUGCAUCCAGUGUUCCUCAGAGCUAUGAGGACGGUGAAGUUAGUCUGCAAAACUUUCUGCUGCCAAAUUGGAGACCCAGGAAACACUGAGCCUAGGAUCCAAAGUUCAACUUUAUUACUGGUCGAUGCAUCAGAAGAGAACACAGAAAACAUCACCAUCCAGCCUGGCAGAAACCCUCAGAAAAAUGGCUACACAGACGAGGAUUUCCUCUUGAAGGGAGGCUCUAGAUUUUUCACCAGAUGGCGCCAUCCAGAAAACAACCAAGGCAUCAAACUCUUGAUGUUAUGCAGCCACCAUAGGAACACCAGCCCCACCUGAAUCAACAACAAUUAAUUUAUCCAGCAAAUGCUAUUCAUUAGACAUAAUAUACUACUAUAUAUAUA
This is a messenger RNA of Mugil cephalus (flathead mullet), 3417 nucleotides long. RefSeq lists its product as uncharacterized. The record is from RefSeq and is a predicted model, not a curated record. Gene Ontology annotation, cellular component: cytoplasm; nucleus. The transcript has a single exon. NCBI's taxonomy places the organism in Eukaryota, Metazoa, Chordata, Actinopteri, Mugiliformes, Mugilidae. Gene Ontology annotation, biological process: peptidyl-serine phosphorylation; peptidyl-threonine phosphorylation. The coding region runs from base 181 to 3123 and encodes 980 amino acids. Gene Ontology annotation, molecular function: ATP binding; protein serine/threonine kinase activity; protein tyrosine kinase activity.